AUGGACUUCGAAGACUUGAGCAGCAUAGAGUUCUUGGACUUGAGUGAUGUGGAUAUAAAUGAGCAAAAUCGAAUUAAAACAUCUUUGCAGCAGUAUGACCCUAGUGUACAAUUGCCUUGGAUUAAGCGCAAUAAAAAAGUACCUUCCAUAGGUCAACAUUCACAAAAUGAAGAAGAAUCAAUUGAAAACAUUGAUGACAUACUUAUAAACCCUCCAAUCCAUCACAACCCUUAUGUGCAACACACAGUAAUGUCUCCCACACUGUACUACAACCAUCAACAGCCCCAAGUUGUAGUCCAACCAAUCCUAACUUAUUCACAUCAUCCAACAAAUGUGGUCUAUUAUGCCAACCCAGGAGCCCCCAUGUCUCCUCCUUACCCACAUGUUUUUGUACCACACCAAACAAACACUUAUCCUUAUCCUACUGUACCAUCUCAACUUGCCCCUGUUGAAAAUUUUGAUGUUGAAACCCAGCCAAAUGGGGACAUUGAUACUCGAGUUGAUACUGUAAAUAUUAACACAGUAGUUGUUGAAAAUGAAGCUCCUACCCCUGCAACAAAUUCUGAUGUGGUUCCAAAUGGUGAAUCUAACAUUAGUAAUGUCAGUAGUCCUGCUCCAGCAAAUAAGUCUUGGGCUAGCCUUUUUAAUUCCAGUAAGUCAAAUAGUGUGCCUGUUUCUCCUGCAAAUGGAAGUGCACAUAAUUAUUCAGACCCGGCUGUGAAUAAUGAAUCCAAUAAUAAUGUGUCACUAUGUCCAAUCAAGCAUCCCAGAAGAUCACAGCAAUUUGUUGAUCCAGAUUGCUACAGAAUGGGAGAAUAUUUAACUCUGUAUAACUUGGAGGGGAAAUCUCUGAGUUUACAACCAAGGGGUUUGCUGAAUCAGAGCAACUACUGUUAUAUUAACUCAAUAUUACAAGCACUGAUUGCUUGUCCACCAUUGUUCAAUCUUUUAUCUGGUCUUGCUAAGAAUAUUUCCUCAAAUGAGAAAAGGAAGCCCACUCCUGUCAUUGAUGGCAUGUGUCGAUUAGUCAAAGAAUUCAAACAUCUGCCGCCUGCUGCGAAACCUGAAGACAGACGUUCGUUCGACAAGAACAACAAGAAAGACGCAGGCGUGAUGAUCAACACCGACUUACCCUUUGAACCGACGUGGAUCUACAAAAUGCUGAACGGCCUCCGGACGGACUUGAUCGAGGGCAGACAAGAGGACGCCGAAGAGUUCCUCGGGUUCUUGUUGAACGGUCUCAACGACGAGAUGCUCGAGCUCAUGAAGUUGGUAAAAAACGAUACCGACGACCCCCAAAUCAAUCAUGCAGAAAUCGACGCUGAUGACGAGUGGCAGGUUAUGGGUUCGAAAAAUAAAGGUAGCGUCACAAGGAGGACGGACUUCGAGAAAACCCCGAUUCGUGAUAUUUUUGGCGGGCUUCUGAGAUCCAAAAUCGUUCGAUCCGGUGAUCUCUCCACGGAGAAUAUCCAACCGUUUUUAACUUUGCAGCUUAAUAUCGAAAAAGCGAAAACUGUGAGGGAGGCCCUCGAGGCCCUAGUGAACAAGAACCAGCUGGAAGGGCUGACUUCUUCCAAGACCAACGAGCAAGUCGAAGCUUGGCAGCAAGUGAUGCUCGACGAGUUGCCAGUAAUUCUCAUCUUGCACCUGAAGUGCUUCGAUUUCCAGCACGACGGGUGCACGAAAAUCAUCAAGGCUCUGGAGGUUCCCGUCGACCUCAAAAUCGAUUCCAAGUUGAUAUCGUCAUCGAAGACGCAAACCCCCAAAGAACGGCAAUACAAGUUGUUCGCUGUGGUGUACCACGACGGCAAAGAGGCCACCAAAGGGCACUACAUCACCGACGCCUUCCACGUCGGCUACGGCUGCUGGCUGCGCUACGACGACGCCUCCGUCAAGACGGUGCUGGAAGAACAGGUUCUAAGGCCGCAGGGUACUCGAGUACCCUACUUGUUAUUCUAUAGGCGCGGAGAUACCAUCAGGAGUAAAUGA
Messenger RNA from Phaedon cochleariae (mustard beetle), 1989 nucleotides. The record is from the annotation of a GenBank genome assembly. Lineage: Eukaryota; Metazoa; Arthropoda; Insecta; Coleoptera; Chrysomelidae.